CGGCCUCAGGUGCCGUGCUCGGAGAUUCCAGAUACCGGCACCGUGAGCUUUCCUGCUGGUUCAGCCUCUCAUAGGGACUGGACAGAGGAACUACCCUCAGCUCCCUGUUAGGACACCAAAUCUUAAGAAGACCAAAACCGCGGAUGGAAAGGAACUCUCCGGGUGGUACAGGUCUCGUGCACGUGCCACUGGGAUAUAUUGUGGCUAAUGAGAAGUGGCGCGGGUCCCAACUGGCUCAGGAGCUGCAAGGAAAAGUUAAACUCACGUUUGAGGAGGGUCUGCCAUUGGCAGAUUUUUACCUGUCCAGCAGAUCUUGCAUCCUCUAUGUCACUGAGGCGGAUUUGGUGGCCGGACAUGGCUACAGAAAGAGACUUGUUCGUGUUAGAAAUUCUGGGCAUCUUCAAGGGAUCGUAAUAGUUGAAAAAACGCAGAUAAGUGACCAGUACUUCUCAGCAGUCCAGAAGUUUACCGUGCUUUACCUUGGGAUGGUGUUGCUCCCAGUGGCCAGCCAGUUGGAAGCAUCCUGCCUCAUUAUCCAGCUGGUUCAGGAGCAAACCAGGGAGCCCAGCAGGAACCCUUUCCUCAGGAAGAAGCGGUGUAUGCUCUCUGAGCUGUCCCUUGUUCAGACGGUGCAGCAGAUCCCAGGGGUGGGAAAAGUUAAGGCUCCUCUUCUGCUCCAGAAGUUUCCGACCAUCCAGCAACUGAGUAACGCUUCCGUCCAAGAACUCCAGGAGGUUGUCGGACUUGCGGUAGCACAGCAAAUCCACACCUUCUUCACCCAGCCGCGGUGACAGCAGCCCCGCAGCUAACUUUUCCUCCUUUAGAAACUACAGCAUCUGGUUUCGUGCUUAAAAAGGAAGAAAAAUGUCCUCCUCUCACUGGCAUCAAGCGAAAGACAAAGCGAGGACCGAUGGCGCUCGCCUGCCUUGUUGUCCGUCCCGGAGCGACCUUAUGGGCCUCGGGUACCGUGGGUGGCCCUACCCGCUCUCUGCUAAGAUGAAAAGGAUCCCGAGGGGAUAUCUAGAGAGAGCCAAAGUCACUGCAGCAGCAGCAGCCAGCUCGAGCAGGUUUCUAUGCGCACCUUCCCUUGCAGCUGCCAUUGAGAGGUCCUGUGAGGUUCCAGGCGCUGGCUGUGAGGACCGGGCACCGUGGGAGUGCCCGUGUUCCCAUGUCAGGGUCACAGCUCAGGUCCUCUCCGCACACGGCAGGUACCCGUGUUCUGGAGUCCCUGCCAAUGUAAACAAACGCCUCUCUUCUUCCUGCUUCCUCCCCUCUCAACACAAUAAAAACAUUUUGUGCCUUAGACGAAUAACAGUUCAGAAGAAAUAAUUCAAACGAAAUAAAAGCAAAGAAAAAAAAUUUUUUUUUUUUUUGAUUUUUCGAGACAGGGUUUCUCCGCAGCUUUUUGGUUCCUGUCCUGGAACUAGCUCUUGUAGCCCAGGCUGGCCUCGAACUCACAGAGAUCCGCCUGCCUCUGCCUCCCAAGAGCUGGGAUUAAAGGCGUGCGCCACCACCGCCCAGAGCAAAGAAAAAUAUUAGCUCAAACAAUGAAGCGACUAUUUAUUUAAAUAUGUAUACAAACAGCCCCGGGGACAGUGGAGACACUUUCCUAAAGGCAUUUGCUUUCUUAAGAUAUUGCACAAUAGAAAAAUAAUUAAAUCCUUGUGACUUCUCCAAUUAAGAUGCACAGGCUACCUCUUUAAGCAUAUCACUUAAACUAUGUCGACCAUGACUACAGAAAAAGAGUCACAGCGUCAUCCAACCUAUAGCCCCAAAGUCAA
Molecule: messenger RNA, 1781 nt
Organism: Alexandromys fortis (reed vole)
Lineage: Eukaryota; Metazoa; Chordata; Mammalia; Rodentia; Cricetidae
Gene: Faap24
Product: FA core complex associated protein 24
Exons: 5
Coding region: 144-791 (215 amino acids)
Biological process (GO): interstrand cross-link repair
Cellular component (GO): Fanconi anaemia nuclear complex
Molecular function (GO): chromatin binding
Source: RefSeq, a predicted model, not a curated record